Molecule: messenger RNA, 3242 nt
Organism: Urocitellus parryii (Arctic ground squirrel)
Lineage: Eukaryota; Metazoa; Chordata; Mammalia; Rodentia; Sciuridae
Gene: Nipal3
Product: NIPA like domain containing 3
Biological process (GO): magnesium ion transport
Cellular component (GO): membrane
Molecular function (GO): magnesium ion transmembrane transporter activity
Source: RefSeq, a predicted model, not a curated record
UAGAUCAGCCAGAAGAGCCUCGAGUGCUUUUUGGCCGAGGAGGAGAUGGCUGCCGGGAGGAGGUGAGCAUCUUGGGGAGGAUGGCGUAGCCGCACUCCAGCUCCAGGCCGGGCCCUGAGGAUGAGCCACUAGAGCGCCAUGGACGGAGCCCAGCGCGCAGGACUGCAGCUGCAGCAGCUCCCGCCCACCAGCAGCGCCGCCUCCGGGGGCGAGGCUUCCUUCUCCUACAAGGAAAACCUGAUUGGCGCCCUCUUGGCGAUUUUUGGGCACCUCGUGGUCAGCAUCGCACUUAACCUCCAGAAGUACUGCCACAUCCGCCUGGCGGGCACCAAGGACCCGCGCGCCUACUUCAAGACCAAGACCUGGUGGCUGGGCCUCUUCCUGCUGCUGCUGGGCGAGCUGGGCGUGUUCGCCUCCUACGCCUUCGCCCCGCUCUCGCUGAUCGUGCCCCUCGGCGCCGUCUCCGUGAUAGCUAGCGCCAUCAUAGGAAUCAUAUUCAUCAAAGAAAAAUGGAAACCUAGAGACUUUCUGAGGCGCUAUGUCUUGUCCUUCGYGGGCUGCGGUUUGGCUAUCGUGGGCACCUACCUGCUGGUGACCUUCGCCCCCAACAGCCACGAGAAGAUGACGGGCGAGAACAUCACCAGGCACCUCGUGAGCUGGCCCUUCCUCCUGUACAUGCUGGUGGAGAUCAUUCUCUUCUGCCUGCUGCUCUACUUCUACAAGGAGAAGAACGCCAACAGCAUCGUCGUGAUUCUCCUCUUGGUGGCUUUGCUCGGCUCCAUGACAGUGGUGACAGUCAAGGCUGUGGCUGGGAUGCUGGUCCUGUCCAUCCAGGGGAACCUGCAGCUCGACUACCCCAUCUUCUACGUGAUGUUCGUGUGYAUGGUGGCCACCGCCAUCUACCAGGCUGCGUUCCUAAGCCAAGCCUCCCAGAUCUACGACUCCUCCUUGAUUGCCAGUGUGGGCUACAUCCUGUCCACCACUGUGGCCAUCACUGCAGGUGCAGUGUUUUACCUGGACUUCGUCGGGGAGGAUGCGCUGCACAUCUGCAUGUUUGCACUCGGGUGCCUCAUUGCGUUCCUGGGAGUCUUCUUAAUCACACGGAACAGGAAGAGGGCCAUUCCAUUUGAGCCCUACAUUUCCAUGGAUGCCAUGCCAGGGAUGCAAAACAUGCAUGACAAGGGGAUGACGGUGCAGCCUGACCUCAAAGCUUCUUUUUCCUAUGGGGCCCUGGAAAACAACGACAGCAUUUCYGAGAUCUACGCUCCUGCCACACUGCCAGUCAUGCAAGAGGAACACGGCUCCCGAAGUACCCCGGGGGUUCCCUACCGAGUGCUGGAGCACACCAAGAAGGAGUGAGCCUCCCGGACYGAAGCUCGCCCCCCUGGCCGCCCACACCCGGCUGACGUGGCCCCCUUCCUUCUACAACUUGCCUUUCAAGUCGUUUUUUUUUUUUUUUUUUUUGAUCAAGAACUCUAUAGAAGGGGGAUCUUGGAAAGCCUUUGUGACCUUGGUCUUGAACUUCCAAAUGGGGAGGCUGGGGAGGGGGAGAAGAGUAUUCCAGGUGGGCUGCGUGGAAUUCAGCCCAGCCUGGCUUAGCCUUCUGGCCUCCCGAGGGCACUGAGCCUCCCCAGGCAGUGACCAAAGGUUGCCGUGCUCUUGGGCGCUGCAGGCAGAGAUUCUGCUCUUACUCCUAAAUCCAGCRAAGCCCUGGGGACCUCUGAACUCGUCCUCCACCACUUGCAGGCUCAUCUCCCACCGUCUCACUCAMAAUUCGCAUUUUUGACAAUAUCCACUGGCUCUGUUCAGGGGCAUAGCAGGCCUGCUGUGAGCGGAACACACGGUCACUGGCGCCUUGGCAGUGUCCCUCGGCCUCUGGUCAUCAGUGUUGGAUCUGCUCUAGAAACUAAUGUGGUAUUGGUCCUGUGAGAACUGCAUGAUCGUGUUUCCCCCAAAGGAAUGGGGGAGUUAGAGAAGGAGGAGGAGAAUAGGAGGACUUGGAGCCAGGGGAUGUCUUUAUACAGGACAGACGGGGAAAUCUGAGUUACUUUCCCUCCCAACACCCGCUGGGAAGUCUGGAGACGCUCAGCCCAGAGCCAGCCUGCAGCCGCCCCCUCCAUGCUCUCCUUCAGAGACCUACCACCCACCUGGUCAUUUCCCUGGAAUCAGUGCAGGCUGCUGGGGUCCCCGGCCACAGCGCURUGCCUGGGAGAAGCAGCUGUACUCACAGAUGGGCUGCUGCUCCCUCUGGCUGCAGACCUGAUCAUCUUAAAGGAAAGAAAGGUUUGCAAACUUUAAUGAACAUAAGGGUCCCUCAGGAGUUUAUAUAAAAUGCAGAUUCCUGCACCCCAGCCACGGAGACAUUUUAGGUGGGCCUAUGGGGUAGGGCCCAAGUAUCUGCAUUGGCAAAUGGCACCAUAGCUAGUAACCCGAGAUCACAGCCCCCGAAAGCCUGCAGUGGAAAGAGGCAGCUCUUGGGACCCCAAGGGGCCCCUGCUAGAAGGUGAGAGUUGUGCUUCCAUUUCCUCUCUGGGCUGCUUGUGGCAGGUUGAGUGGCCCCAUAGGAUCUGUAGCUUUCCCCCACCCUUUGAGUACUACUUAGAUCAGCUGCUGCUUCCCAGGGCAGCCUUUAACUAAGGCAGGAUAACAGUGUUAACAGGCCAGUGUUGAUAGGUCACUUAUCUCUAUAGAUUGUGCUUAAUGCUGAUUUAGUUCCCUGACUUCACAAUUCCUGUUGUCCAUAAUAACCACUCUGUAUUAUGUCUUAACCACUUCUGUAUUGUCUUAAACGCCUACCAAGGCAACAAAGAGCUUUUUGUUCCCUUAGGAUGAGUAUCGAAACCGUUCAACAAUAUUUAUGAGGUAUUUACUGCUGUUAAGCAUUUAGAGGGUGAAGCUACAGCAGGACAGGGUUCCCAUCCUCCAGCCAGCAGGGGGAGACACAGGGAUGCAGGAGACUCCUGCAGGGCUGUGAGAGGUGCACACUUUUUUUGCGGGGCUGGGAUGAACCCCAGGCCUUGCGCACAAUAGGUAAGUACUCUACCCCUGAGCUACACUCCCAGCCCCAAGAGUAGACCACAGAAAGCAACAGGCCAGGCCCUGAGCCCAAAGGGUUUUCAAAAUUGGAGGUGAUUCUGGCCCCAGGAACAGAUAGUAGUGACAAUGACGGUGCCAAGCUAAGAUUUGAGCAGAGCAUAUAGAGUGGGGUGGUCUCACACACUCUGCUCCAGCAGAAGAGCUAG